GGCCAAAUUGAAGAACUCAAAACCAUCAAACAUAUUAAUUAACAGCUUCCUAAAAUAUUUUUUUUCCAUUGCUAUCUUGAGCUACUAGCACUCCUUCCAUGGCAGCUACCACCUCGCUAUUUGCCAUAGCAAUUUUAUUGCUCAGCAUACAACAUACUGCAGAGGCACAAAUUGGAGUAUGUUAUGGCGGUAGUCAAAAUGGUGACAACUUACCAUCACAGCAAGAUGUGGUGAACUUCUACCAAUCCAAGGGCAUACAAGCAAUGAGAAUGUACGCUCCGUAUCAAGCAACACUCCAAGCAUUACAAAGUACAAACAUCAAAGUCAUCCUAGACGUACCUAACGAUAAACUUCAAUCUCUAGCAUCUGAUCCAUCGACUGCAAUGGAAUGGGUCCAAACCAACGUGGUCCCUUUCGCGUCGUCGAUUAAAUACAUCGCCGUUGGUAAUGAAAUCCAUCCGUCCGAUCAAGAAGCCUCAUCAGUGCAACCAGCCAUGCAAAAUGUUCUUAAUGCACUAAAAUCAAACAAUUUAGAUGACCAAAUUAAGGUUUCUACAUCUAUCGAUACAAGCUUAAUCACAAACUCGUACCCACCAUCUAAUGGUCAAUUUAGUGACAUAUCAUACGUUACCCCGAUUAUUAACUUUUUAACUAGUAACGGUUCUCCUUUGUUGGUUAAUAUUUACCCUUACUUUUCUUAUAGAUAUGGUAACAAACAAGAUAUUACUCUUGACUAUGCAUUAUUUAAGGCACCCGGUAAUGUUGUUACUGAUAGUAACAAUAACUUAAAUUACCAAAACUUGUUUGAUGCGAUGGUGGAUUCCGUCUACGCUGCGCUAGGGAAAGCCGGUGCACCUAACACGGCGGUUGUCGUGUCCGAGACAGGGUGGCCAUCGGACGGUGAUGGUGAUGCUGCUACAGUGGAUAAUGCGGGAACUUAUUAUAGGAAUUUAAUCAAUCAUGUGAAUCAAGGGACUCCGUUGAAAGCAGGGCAGGCGAUUGAAACAUACUUGUUUGAAAUGUUUGAUGAGAAUAAAAAACCAAAUGAUGAAACUGAGCGUCACUUUGGGCUCUUUUUUCCUGAUCAACAUCCUAAAUAUGGCCAAAUCAACUUCAGCUGAUAUUUUACUUUAGCUCGUUUACACCAAAAAAAUAUAUGUAAACUUUAGCUCGUAAUUUAUUUCUCAUUAUAAGCAUGCUAUCUAUAUAUACAUAUUACUUGCAAUAAAUAAAAUAAGCCUUCCAGUGUAACUUAAAAGAGACUACAUAUAUGGUACGAUAUCGGUAUAGUCAAUCAUCUUUACAGUGUUUGGUUUGUAUUCUA
This is a messenger RNA of Beta vulgaris subsp. vulgaris (sugar beet), 1324 nucleotides long. Its product is annotated as glucan endo-1,3-beta-glucosidase. The coding region runs from base 99 to 1121 and encodes 340 amino acids. Gene Ontology annotation, cellular component: plasma membrane. NCBI's taxonomy places the organism in Eukaryota, Viridiplantae, Streptophyta, Magnoliopsida, Caryophyllales, Amaranthaceae. The record is from RefSeq and is a predicted model, not a curated record. Gene Ontology annotation, biological process: carbohydrate metabolic process. The transcript has 2 exons. Gene Ontology annotation, molecular function: hydrolase activity, hydrolyzing O-glycosyl compounds.